Molecule: messenger RNA, 543 nt
Organism: Colletotrichum abscissum
Lineage: Eukaryota; Fungi; Ascomycota; Sordariomycetes; Glomerellales; Glomerellaceae
Product: ubiquitin-conjugating enzyme
Exons: 3
Coding region: 1-543 (180 amino acids)
Source: RefSeq, a predicted model, not a curated record
AUGGACUACAGCAUGGAGGACACCCAGAACUCCGCUCCCGGAAGCGUUCCAGCAGCCAAGAUUGCUGGCGCCAGGAAGGGACCUGAUGCCCAGAGCGUCACCAAGAGAUUGCAGACGGAAUUGAUGCAGCUAAUGACUUCUCCCGCUCCCGGCGUCUCAGCAUUCCCUUCGGCAGACGGCAACCUCAUGUCGUGGACGGCGACGAUUGAGGGACCCGAACAGACUCCCUACGCUGGCCUGACGCUCAAGCUCAGCUUGUCGUUCCCCAACAACUACCCCUACGCUGCGCCAACGGUGCUCUUCACGACGCCUAUCUACCACCCUAACUUCGACUUCUCUGGCCGCAUCUGCUUGGAUAUCCUCAAGGACAAGUGGACACCCGCCUAUAACAUUCAAACUGUACUCCUCAGUUUGCAGAGUCUGCUGGGCGAGCCAAACAACGCUUCUCCUCUCAACGGCGAGGCCGCAGAGUUGUGGGACAAGGACCCCGAAGAGUUCAAGCGUAAGGUCCUCGCUCGUCACCGCGAUGUUGAGGACGAGUGA